Phytophthora sojae is the source of this 355-nucleotide messenger RNA. RefSeq lists its product as hypothetical. Gene Ontology annotation, molecular function: cellulase activity. Gene Ontology annotation, biological process: polysaccharide catabolic process. The annotation marks the transcript as partial. NCBI's taxonomy places the organism in Eukaryota, Oomycota, Peronosporomycetes, Peronosporales, Peronosporaceae. The transcript has 4 exons. The record is from RefSeq and is a predicted model, not a curated record.
AUGCAGAUCUUUGUCGGUGAAGCAAACUCUCGGGAUAGCAAUUCUGCGGCCGCAACGACCAGAAAGGCCGCCGGGAUCUACACCGUGUACAACAGCCUGUGGGGAGAGGAGGACAACGACCCCACGGGCGGCCAGUGCACUGCUGUGACCGGCAGCACCAGCUCGUCCGUGUUGUGGCACACGAGCUACAACUGGGCCGGCGACAACUGGCAAGUCAAGUCGUCUCUGCGAUCGUCUCGAUCCACGAUCAUGAAGUACUCGUACGCUUACGACGGCAACAUCAUCGCUAACGUGGCCUACGGCAUGUUCACGAGCAUGGUGUGGCUGGCGGCGCUGGGGGGCGCCUGGCCUCUAA